GCACGCAGUGCCGUGUGUGGGCAGUUAUAAGAGAACUUGUUGAAGCUUCACACUCUCAGUUUGUCGUAAGUCACUUCUCAUGUUUUCCACCGGCCUCACACUCAAAUAGCUGUUAGUUAGCGAUGUUCCGACGGAAAGACCGAGGUAGGACCCGACGAACAACAGCCAGCCGUUAGUGUCCACAAAAGCAGCGGUUACUGGGUACAAGCAAAUCCCGGAACUUGACACGGGAGGAACCGAGCUAACAUUAGCUAGCUUUUUGUUGACAGUGUGCUUGCUGUCAAACAGGAGCUCCGCUAAAGUGACCGCAGGUAGGCGGAUAACCGCCCUCAGACGUCUCCGAGCGACACUCGUUUAGCGACCGGUUCGGCUUUUAUUAGGGCCGAAAUCCGUUUGAAGUUUCGGUCACUUUUAACCACUUGUGGAUCUUGAAGAUGGCAUCAAGAGGAGGCUUCACGGGUCCUCCGAUGAAUCCCAAUGUGAGCCCCAUGAACGUCGGGCACGCCGCGGGCAUGAGGAUGGCAGGAAUGCCGCAACCUCCGGCGGGAUACCCCCGGAGCAUGAACACCACUCCCCAGUACCCCCAGCGCCCGGGGAUGCCACCCAAUAGAGUGGGGGGCCCCAUGGGGUCAAUGGGGGGUCAGCUGCCAGGCCCCUCUUACGGCGGCGGUAACAUUCCCAUGAGGCCAGGCAUGGGACCCCCGAGCAUGGACGCCUCAAGGAAGCGCUUUCUUCAUCAGCAGCAUCAACAUCAGCAGCAAGAGGCGCUGGGAGGCCUCAGACGAGGACCAAAAAGGCGCAAGAUGGCCGACAAAGUUCUGCCACAGAGGAUCCGAGACCUGGUCCCAGAGUCCCAGGCCUACAUGGAUCUGCUGGCCUUCGAGAGGAAGCUGGAUCAGACCAUCGCCCGAAAGCGUAUGGAGAUUCAGGAGGCCAUCAAGAAGCCCAUUAUGCAAAAGCGUAAGCUAAGGAUCUACAUUUCCAACACUUACACUCCCAGCAAGCCUGAGGGUGAGGAGGCGGAGAAGGUGUCCUCCUGGGAGCUGAGAGUGGAAGGCAAACUCCUGGAGGAACCUGGCAAGCAGAAGAGGAAGUUCUCAUCUUUCUUCAAAAGUCUGGUGAUUGAGCUUGAUAAGGAGCUCUAUGGACCUGACAAUCACUUAGUAGAGUGGCACAGAAUGCCCACCACUCAGGAGACGGAUGGUUUCCAGGUCAAAAGGCCCGGCGACGUGAAUGUGAAAUGCACCCUUCUGCUCAUGCUCGACCACCAGCCCCCUCAGUACAAAUUGGACCCACGGUUGGCUCGCCUUCUGGGUGUGCACACACAGACACGGGCCAGCAUCAUGCAAGCUCUCUGGCUCUACAUCAAGAACAACAAGCUGCAGGAUAGUCACGAGAAGGAGUACAUCAAUUGCAACCGCUAUUUCAGACAGAUCUUCGGCUGUCCACGCAUGAGAUUCUCUGAGAUUCCCAUGAAGCUGGCGGGCCUGCUGCAGCACCCUGACCCCAUUAUUAUCAAUCACAUCAUUAGUGUGGAUCCCACAGAUCAGAAAAAGACAGCGUGUUAUGACAUCGAUGUGGAGGUGGACGACCCACUGAAGGGCCAAAUGAACAGCUUCCUGUCCUCUACAACCAACCAACAGGAAAUUGCUGCGCUUGAGAUGAAGAUUCAUGAAACCAUUGAGUACAUCAACCAGCUGAAGACUGAGAGAGACUUUAUGCUGAGCUUCAGCAAUAAUCCACAGGACUUCAUCCAGGACUGGCUGAAGUCUCAGAGCAGAGAUCUGAAGUUGAUGACUGAUGUGACUGGAAACCCGGAGGAGGAGAGGAGGACUGAGUUCUACCAGGCACCGUGGGUCCCAGAGGCAGUGGGACGAUACAUUUACUCAAAAGUGCAGCAGAGAAGACAGGAGUUGGAGCAAGUGUUGGGUAUCCGACUCACCUAAAGAUAUAUUCCAGAGGAAUCCCAGCUGACUUAGCACUCAUCAGAUGUUAAUGUCCACUUAAGUGAAACUGGAAGGAAUCAAGCUAACGUUGCAGCUUCAGUGUCCGUAAAGCCAUCGUCAUGUAAUGAGUAUACGGGACCAAAGUGAUGAUUUGCAUGUCUUUUAUAGUACGCUUGCCUUGCAUUGUCUGCCAUUUUGAGCCUGUUCAAAUAACCUUUGCCUUUUUUUGCAAUAUGUUUCACUUAUGGUACAGAAUGCUUAAAACUGUUUAAGCACUGGUGCUGUUAAGAUGUUUUUUUUUUUUUACUAUCACCUUGUGUGCUAUUACGAAAUGGUGCCUGUUUACCUUCACUUUUAAAAGCCAUAACCUUUAGAUGGGGGCAAUGCCUUAUGCCCGCUAACUAGAAAUGGGAAGCCUUGUAGGACUGAAUAUAUAGGUUCAUACUAUAACACAUUUUACUGCAGAAAAUGUUGAUUAUAUUUUUGAAAACACAUGGGAAUGAGAAGUCUAAAUGUCUAAUGGAUUGAUAAAAGCUAGAAAUUGCUUUUUAUGCCAACAUAGCUGUUUUUUGUUUUUUUUUGGUAGAUACAUAAUCUGAAAUGAAAAGAGCAGGAUUUCCAAGAAGGCUCUACUCUGGGAAAAGAUUGAGUUCCUGAUUUGUAAAAGAACGAGUCCACUCGGUCCAGCUGUUGUUCUUCAGCUCUUCUUUUGUACCUUUUGAAUGUUUACAUGCUGUUUUCAUUUGUUAUUGGGGUGUUUUAUUAUUUGUAAUGCCAGGAAGAGGACCUGCGGCAGACUUUCUGAACUGCAGAGAUCUUUAUCUGUAUAACUGGUAUGAAUUUAAAAAUAAAUCAAUAAGUAAAGAAUAGAAAUGCAACUGUAGUUACUAGUCAACUCAACAAAGCGCCAAAUUGUUGUGUACAGUUUUCAUUUGUUAACUUUUCACUGAAUUUGUUUUUUUGUCUUGAGAAGUUCUUGAAACAUUCCAUGUUAACAUUUUGUGCCAAAUGUGAGGAAGGCACAUGAAUUUGAGAAAUAUUGUGUACAAAUGGUUUUCAUUUUUUGUACAGCCUCUUUGUAAAAUGUUUGCAUGUUGUGUAUCAAUCAAAAGCCUUUAUCUUUUAUACAUUUGGAGUAUUUUUUACAAUAAAUAUACUUACAAAUGUU
Messenger RNA from Stegastes partitus (bicolor damselfish), 3114 nucleotides. It is a transcript of the gene smarcd2, whose product is annotated as SWI/SNF related BAF chromatin remodeling complex subunit D2. Lineage: Eukaryota; Metazoa; Chordata; Actinopteri; Pomacentridae. Bases 435 to 1946 code for a protein of 503 amino acids. The transcript is spliced from 13 exons. The record is from RefSeq and is a predicted model, not a curated record.